AUGCCUCCACGGAAAAUUGGUAAAGAAACUGUACAAAACGUUACUAACGAGGAAAACGAGAGACAAUCAAAGCGUCUGAAAACAGGGACUGGUGAUGAUGCUGUUGAGGGCGGCAAUGAGAUUGUCUUUGAUUUGGAUAAUUUGGAUGAUGAAAAAGACGACCUCGCAAAUCAUUUGAUUUGUGAACUGGAGAAACAUGGCGUUAGUGCUACGGAUGUGAAAAAACUCGAAGGCGCUGGCUUUUUUACAGUUUAUUCGGUUCUUUACGCUCCUAGAAAGAAGGUUCUUGAUGUGAAGGGAUUAUCUGAAGCCCGUGUGGACAAGAUUAUCAAAGAGUGUGAGUUCCUCGGCUCCACUUCUAUUCUCUACUUCUACUUAUACAAAGCUACUUUUGAAUUAGCUUAUGCGGUUACUAAUUAUGGCGGCACCACAGCUUAUGAUAUUAUGCAAAGACGUGAUAGGCUCAUUCGCAUCACUACUGGGUCCAGGGAGUUUGAUCAAUUACUUGGCGGGGGUAUUGAAACUGGCUCCAUUACGGAGAUCUUCGGCGAAAACCGUUGUGGCAAGACCCAAAUUUGCCAUACAUUAGCUGUAGCUUGCCAACUCCCUUUUGGUCGCGGCGGUGGUCAAGGAAGAUGCUUCUUCGUGGAUACUGAAGGUACUUUCAGGCCUGACCGCAUCUCAUCCAUUGCUGCUAGAUUUGAUCUUGAUCCUGCUACCACAUUGGGUAAUAUUGCUGUUUACCGCGCCAAUAAUACUGACCAGCAACUAACCAUCGUCACUGAAGCUGCCGAUACUCUAGCUAAAGCCCGGUUUUCUCUUAUUGUCGUUGAUUCUGCAAUAUCUCUCUAUCGGCGUGAUUAUGUAGGUCGUGGAGAAUUGGCAGCGCGUCAAAUGCAUCUGGGUCAAUUUUUGCAUCAGUUGCAACAUCUGGCUGACGAAUUUGGUGCCGCUGUUGUUAUUACUAAUCAAAUGACGGCUACUGUUGAUGGUUCUGCUGGCAUAUUUGCUGUCAAUCCUAUGAAACCGACGGGUGGAAAUAUAAUGGGUCAUGCUACUUGCACUCGUUUGCAAUUGAGAAAGGGUAAAGCAGAGAAUCGAAUUGUUAAAGUCUACAAAUCUCCGUGUUUACCUGAAAGUGAAGCCAGCUUUGCUAUUAGCGAAGAGGGUAUUGUCGAUGCAGCUUAGGCUGCUGUUUGAAUUUUUUGAAGAUCAUAAAAUACAUACUAUGAGUUCCUUACAUAAUGAAAAAUAUACGAUAGCUACUUGGAAACCAUUUCAUUAUUCUUUGGCUUUGGCUUCUAACGAAUUCUAACUCCCUUAUGUAACAUUUGCAUUGAUUAAAUAUAUCCCACAAACAUGCAGUAGCUUAAUUCCUUUCAUCAAAUACAUCUAAUCUUUCUCUAAUAAGAGAUAACUAAUCAAAUCUUUCUCUAUUUCUAUUUUUAAUAAGAGUAAGGGAGCAACUGUUUCUGUAUGGUAAAAAAGCAUUCUGUUUAUGUAAUUAGCUAGAUAGUGUUUCUCAUGCACCACAACAUUCUCGAAAGCUGUUUGCACAG
Messenger RNA from Mycotypha africana, 1559 nucleotides. RefSeq names its product DNA repair protein RAD51. The transcript has 5 exons. NCBI's taxonomy places the organism in Eukaryota, Fungi, Mucoromycota, Mucoromycetes, Mucorales, Mycotyphaceae. Gene Ontology annotation, cellular component: condensed nuclear chromosome. The record is from RefSeq and is a predicted model, not a curated record. Gene Ontology annotation, molecular function: double-stranded DNA binding; single-stranded DNA binding; ATP binding. Gene Ontology annotation, biological process: mitotic recombination; reciprocal meiotic recombination; DNA repair. The coding region runs from base 1 to 1188 and encodes 395 amino acids.